This is a messenger RNA of Linum tenue, 537 nucleotides long. NCBI's taxonomy places the organism in Eukaryota, Viridiplantae, Streptophyta, Magnoliopsida, Malpighiales, Linaceae. The record is from the annotation of a GenBank genome assembly.
AUGAGGCUUGAUAUUGACAACGAUCUGCUGACGGCAAUGGCAGAGCGAUGGCGCCCUGAGCUGCAUACCUUCCACUUUCCCGAGGGUGAAAUGACGAUCACCCUCAAAGAUGUUGCCAUCCUCACCGUGCUCCCGAUCACCGGAGAUGCCAUCAUCGACAACUCGAGAAAACCAGAAGAUGGUUGGGGUCCAUUGAUUCAGGAACGUCUGGGGUUCAACAUGCCGACCACCACGCCCGUCGAAGGUCAGGGGCAUCCACCACUGAAUGCGGGGCAAGUAUCGAUCCCGUGGCUUGUUGACCACAUCCAGAUGGAGGUUAAUAUAGGCCCGGAUACUCCUGAAGAUCAGGUGGAGCGGUAUGCACGUGUCUACCUAAUUGCCUUGGUUGAUUCACAUCACCUGGGACCUCGAACGUUGAGCGUUUCAGCACUUAACUUCCAGAGCCCGGCAUGGGCACCCACGCUCAGCGGAUCGAGGCUCUCGAAGCCGUCGAAACCAACAACCAGCAAAACUUCCAAGCCAUCCAAGAUCAGCUAG